Cydia splendana is the source of this 3792-nucleotide messenger RNA. It is a transcript of the gene Gbs-70E, whose product is annotated as protein phosphatase 1 regulatory subunit 3B-B. Gene Ontology annotation, cellular component: protein phosphatase type 1 complex. The record is from RefSeq and is a predicted model, not a curated record. Gene Ontology annotation, molecular function: glycogen binding; protein phosphatase 1 binding. NCBI's taxonomy places the organism in Eukaryota, Metazoa, Arthropoda, Insecta, Lepidoptera, Tortricidae. The coding region runs from base 141 to 1010 and encodes 289 amino acids. Gene Ontology annotation, biological process: regulation of glycogen biosynthetic process. The transcript is spliced from 2 exons.
GACUUCAUGGUCGAUUCAAAGUUGUAUAAAAGUGUCAAUGCAAUGUCAACGUGAGGUGCCAAGUGAUAAAAUCGUUGUGGAAACGGUUUGGCGAAGCAAAUUGCUUGUUUUGCGAGCUGAGUCAUUCUAGCAGACUUACGAUGUGCGCGGCGAUAGACAUGCUAUCAUCAGAACAGCUGUUCUACGGACACAGUCCGCCCGCGGGCUUCCUCACGGACUAUACAGUGCGCCGGCCGAACAUAUCGAAGAUCACCACCGUCACUAGAGGAUUCUCAUCGCCAUGUUUACCCGCAUCUAUGACGCUGAAGCCGUUACAGCUUACUUUAAAGGCAGCCCCGAGAUCGUGCUUAAGAACGACGGAGAACAAGAAGAAGCGGGUAGUAUUCGCUGAUGAUAGAGGGUACGCUCUAGAACAAGUCAAGUUCAUGACCGAGCCCUCUCAUGUACCACCUUACUGGGCCUUGAAGAUCGUAGCCAGUCCCACGCUAGAGAGAAAACCACCACCCCAACCACCGCAAGACGUGUGGGAGAUCAGAUUCGUCCAGCCAGCGUCAGACUAUCUCGAGUUCAGACGAAAAAUAAACGAAGACUGCGUUACACUUGAAAACGUCAUCCUCAAACAGAACGAAUGUGCAGUUGACGGAACCGUUAAAGUUAAAAACCUGGAUUUCGCUAAAGAAGUGUUUGUGCGAACGUCAUCCGAUGGCUGGACGACCAGCGAAGACACGUACUGCGCCUUCGUGGAAUCCGGUCCUCUGAAUCAGCAGGGAGUCUCUGCGUACGAUACGUUCGGGUUCAGAAUACAGUUGCCAAUACACUCGCGAAGGCUAGAUUUCUGCGUCGGCUACCGCUGCCAAGGAAAGGAGUAUUGGGACAGCAACAAAGGUCAGAACUACACCAUCGAGAAGUCCUCAGUCCGGAAAACGCCUGCGGUAUCUUGCGCUAGGAUAAAAUUCGGGAACUCCUGGAGUGCCCGGGCAGAUCUAAACGGAAACACACCGUACUGGUGAAAGACACUAGCUUCGCUUGUGGAUUUAGUUGCCUGUCGGCUUUACUGUGAUCUAAGUGCCAUUGAAGUGCCAAGUCAAGACUGGAUCCGUAGGUAUGUAUGAGAGACAUCAUUCACGAUCGUGACAGCGGAGGGCAGUACGCUUUGACACUUGACUGUUGAUAGCACGGAGAUAUGCCCGUCUAAUUAAUGUGGGUAUAAUUGGAUUUCCGUGGAAAUUUCCGUCGAUUGAACAGGAGUCUAUAAAUAGAUAAAUUGUCCUAUAAUAUUAAUUUCUAUUUAUUUAUUUAAAUACUCGUUUCGUCCUCUUCUAUCAGAGGCAAAGCUGUGAAAAUAUGUUCCUCAUUAAUCGAGUUUUAGUAGAAAAAACAGCCUAUAAAUUUUACGGUCAAGUUGUACUUAUUAUCAAAAAGUCUGAAGGAAUAAAAGAGCAACCAACAAACGAGUUUUGACUGAGACCCGUUUAGAUCAUUCAUUACACAAAAUUAAUUUUGCCAAACUUAAACCGGUUGCUAUAUUUUAUUUUUACUAAAAAGUUGCAUCGAAAGGACAACUUGUUUACAACAUUAAAUUAAUUAUCAAUUUAAAAACCUUGAAUAACUGUUGCAAAGUAGUUCCGUUGUAUCUUGCUGUAAAUACCUAUAGCUCCGUUUCCGACGUGAUUAAAAAUUUGAUUCGGUGACACAGACACUGACACUAGUAGUGAUAACUGAUAGACGAAUUUGUUUUGUAUCUUAUGCGUGAUUCACUGUGACUAAUAUUAUGUUGUUAUAGUGAUUAUCAGUAUCACUUAAAAAUACACGUAUCCAUGCUAUCAACAGAAUCUCAUUUAGAAAAUGCGAGAACUCGCAUGCGAGUUUCAUUACAAAGCGGGUUUUGAUCGGCCGGUUGAAUUGGACGUAACCAACAGUCCGCAAUGUAACUAGAAUCGCAUGUGAAUUCGCGCGCCGUCUAAACCUGCCCUUAAAUUCAAAAAUAAGCCAACAAUAAUUAUAAAAGACUUAUUUUUACAAGUUUAUCAAUAUCUUGAAUCAUAAUCGAGAAUAAUCCGAAAUUGUAUUUCUUUGGAUAUAAACGAGCAAAUUAAAAAUUUUAGGUGAAGAAUCUAUUGUCUCUGACAUUUUAUGACUUUGCUAUUUUUAAUGUUAGGGUUUUUCGUGAAACGUAAACAUUCCUUUAUGUCAGAAAGUUUAAGGAUUUUGCGUAUUGGUUUCCAAAGAUAUACAAUAUAUACUCAAACACACCCAGCUUGUCAGUCGAAAAAGGCGCGAAAUCCAAAUUUUCUAUAGGAGAUCAACCAUUCGCGCGUACAUUUUAAUUUUUUGCCGCCUUUAUACUGACAAAGUGGUUGUGCCAGAGUAUAUAUCAUAUAUAUGAACGCGAAUAAUUGUAAGUAGGUAGGAAAGAAAUAAUUAAUUUAUGCAAUGCAUGUGUCUCGAUUUAAAAGACUCGUCCCUUGUUUUCUAAAAACGUGGACACCCUAGAAUUUUGAAUGAUAUUUGAUAUGCGAUCACCCUGUUUAUUACUAUUAUAAUAAUAGCAACCAAGGGUUGGUUAGGAUUUAAAGUAAAUAGUAUUACUGUUAAUAAUUCAGAUAUUGCGGUCAGAUAGUUAAUGUAUCAAAGCAUUAAUUUAAACCCUUAAUAUACCUUAAAGAGGUUUGACCAAUUAAAUACUUUAUUAUUGUCAAUAAUAUUUAUAAUACGACUAUAAAAUACCUAGAAUUAGAUCAAGAAAAGUCUGCAACGAUUUUGAGAGCAUACGAAGUGCAAGUGUUAUUUAUACGUCAUAAUUUCAUAGAAGUUUGACGUCUUAAAUAACACUUGCAGUGCGUGUGUUAUCAAAAUCGUUGCAGACUUUUCUUGGUCUAACCCUACUGAUGUUCCUCGCAUUAGAUGUAGAAUUGUAGAUAAAGUAUUUAAGAUGUUAAAUGUUAAAGUGCCAAAUGUUUUACUUCAUAUGAAUGUAUUUAAAUCGAUUAAUAACUUAAUAUGGCUGUAUAAAUGAAGCGUUAUGUUUUUACCUAAUACUAUGUAAUUUAAGGUCUCGAAAAUCGCUGACAAAACUGUUUAUAUUUUUUAAGUCAGUUAUGUCAUUUGUUUUAUAAAAUUAAACUAUUAUUCAACUCAAGCAACCAAUAUAAUAGUUAUUUUAAUGUUAUAUUUCUCUUCAAAAGAGUAAGAAUAAGUAGCUUUUAUAUUAAUUAUAAUUUUGAAUACGAAUUAUGAAAAACGACAAGCACACAUCACUUUUGAAUACGAAUUAUGAAAAACGACAAGCACACAUCACUUUUGAAUACGAAUUAUGAAAAACGACAAGCACACAUCACUUUUGUUAGUGCAAAAAUGUCAUUGUGUGUUUUUAUUUAUUAUUUUGAAACAUUUACCGAAUUAUUGUAAAAUAUUUCAUUGUACAUUUUUAUUUUGUAGCCUUAUAGAUUUUGUGAGAUAUGUAACGGUCGGUGUACACAAAAGGUCGCAUGAAAUAACGAAAAAUGGAAUUGAAAUCAAAUGAUGGAACUGUGAAAUCAAAUGAAAGUAAUUUAUUGAACUGAAUGUUUUUAUAUUUUUGAAUAUUCAAUUAUUUUUUUAUCAAGGGGUUGUUAUAAAUUAUAAUGUAUGGAGGGAUGUAUGUUUUAAUGAAAGAACUGAUUAAUUUAGUUAUUAAUUUAUAUUUUUGUACAGGUAAUUAUAGAAAAAUGUUAAUUUUUUAGUUAAUUUUUACGUGAAUCGGUAUGUAAAUAUUGACCACUUUUUUCUAUAAAAAUAAAAAAAAUCAAAUUA